AGCAGCUCAGGUUGUUUUCUUUCCCCAACCUUUCAUGGGCUCCUCUGCCUUCUUUCAAGUCUCUCCAAAACCCCAAGAAAAACCUAUUCCCUUUCCGUUUCUUUCUCCACCUGUCUCGCAUAUUCUCUCGCUUCUAUUCACAGAAUUCCUCGCUGCACGCCACACUCCUGUUGUCUUCUGGAUUGCAUGACAACGACAGGACUAGACAAAACAAGAAGCCUUCUCAAUUGAAGAAAAAGCUUGAAGCUUUCUUUUUCUACCCAUUCAACUCGCAUUAGCCUGAAAAGCCACAUUAGGGGGAAAAAACCCAAAAGAGUUGUCUUUUCUUCCAGCUGAGCAGGGCUCUCUUUACAUCCCUCAAUUUUGCCACCUGGUUGGUCUAUAGGAGAAGUGGGACAGUUUUGAAUGUGGAUUCCAUUGCUAAGGUUUGGCGGCUGUUGGGGAAUCUCUAUUCUUAGUUGAAAGAUGGUUGUGAGUCGUAAUGUUAGUUUUGUGGAAUUGGAAAGAACACAUUAUUUGCCAUGAGCGUGGGAACCGAGUGGUUCACUAUUACUUGAAGAAUGCUUUGGGGCAGUCCCUGUUAGCUGUGAUAGGGACUGAGCGGAGCAUAAGGCAUAUGAUAUACGUUGUUUGCGAUGGGUUCUUGGUUGCUUAUGGGUCUGAUUUUGGCAUCAGUGCCUCCACGAAAUGGAGAGCGAGACGAGAAGUUGUGGACUGGCUUGCCGCCAUGGUAUCCAGGGAUCAAGGUGUUGCAGGUGUUGAUAUAAAAGACUCCACCGACAGCUUGGGAUCUCUUGAGGCUGUUACCGGAUUGGCUCCGUUCAAUACUUAUUUGCCAGAGCAUGUGGCUCAGAGAAGACCAAAAGUCGAAAAAGCAAGCAUCGAUUGGUCUGGUGUUGAUUUGAUCUGUGCUAAACAGCUGAAGCCUUACCCACUUUUGACAAGGAACGGCACUGCUAUACCGGUGCAUUCAUUUGUGUUCAUCUUGGCUGAAGAGGAACAGCACUACCUUGGCUACUUAGAAGAUAUGUACGAGGAUAGGAAAGGCAAGAAAAAGGUGAAGGUUCGCUGGUUCUACCGCAGUGAGGAAGUCAACACUCUGAUUCCCUCAGCUAAACCCUCAUCCCAGAGAAGUCGUCAUAACGUCUAAUGUCCAGGUCAUCAGCGCAGAGUGUAUCGACAGCUCGGCGACUGUCUUGACACCUUAGCAAUCUAGAGGAAUGGGUCCCUGCUACUAAAGUGGCUGCUCCGGAUAAGUUGGGUAUAAGACAUGUUGGCCGCCAAACAGUUCGCCCGCCUCCUCCCUGUUGAUCUCAGGAACUCUACUUUUGAGGUUGGAGCGCCAAUUGAUGCAUGGUGGUGUGACGGCUGGUGGGAAGGUGUUGUUUCUGCAGCGGGAAAUGACCGUCUGCAAGUUUACUUACCUGGUAUAUAUAUUAUAUGGUG
Molecule: messenger RNA, 1446 nt
Organism: Linum tenue
Lineage: Eukaryota; Viridiplantae; Streptophyta; Magnoliopsida; Malpighiales; Linaceae
Source: the annotation of a GenBank genome assembly